This is a messenger RNA of Equus quagga, 805 nucleotides long. RefSeq names its product phospholipase A and acyltransferase 1 (gene PLAAT1). Gene Ontology annotation, biological process: N-acylphosphatidylethanolamine metabolic process. The record is from RefSeq and is a predicted model, not a curated record. Gene Ontology annotation, molecular function: A2-type glycerophospholipase activity; glycerophospholipid phospholipase A1 activity. The coding region runs from base 138 to 647 and encodes 169 amino acids. Lineage: Eukaryota; Metazoa; Chordata; Mammalia; Perissodactyla; Equidae. Gene Ontology annotation, cellular component: cytoplasm. The transcript has 5 exons.
GCGCGGAGGGCAGGGGUCGCGUCGGGGCCCCUCGGGGAGAUGUUAUUUUUGUCCCCCUGACUGUGUUUAAACCUUCCCUGUGGCAGAGACUGCUGUCUGCACAAGGUGCUUCAUCCAUUGCUGGAUCCCACAUACAGAUGGCGUUCAAUGAUUGCUUUAGUUUGAAGUACCCUGGCAACCCCCAGCCAGGGGACUUGAUUGAAGUGUUUCGUCCUGGCUAUCAGCACUGGGCGCUGUACUUGGGUGACGGUUAUGUUAUCAACAUGGCACCUAUAGAAGAUGGCAUUCCUGCAGCAUUUACAAGCGCCAAGUCUGUAUUCAGCAGAAAGGCCCUGGUGAAGAUGCAGCUCUUGAAGGAUGUUGCAGGAAAUGACACGUAUAGAAUAAACAAUAAAUACGAUGAAACAUACCCCCCUCUCCCUGUGGAAGAAGUCAUACAACGGUCAGAGUUUGUUAUUGGCCAGGAGGUGGAGUAUGACAUAUUUGUCAACAACUGUGAGCAUUUUGUGACUUUGCUUCGCUAUGGAGAAGGAGUUUCAGAGCAGGCCAACCGAGCAAUAAGUACCAUUGGGUUUGUGACAGCUGCUGCUGGCGCCUUCUCGCUCCUGGGCUUGUUUCCAAAAAGAGAAAGAACAAAGUACUAUUAACAGUUUACUGAAGAGAUAUUGGGACUGAAGGAAUUUGUGAGGAGGGGAAAAAAAAAGCCAACCUUGGAUGGAUACUUAUUUUCAGUGCAUCAUUAUUGUUCCAAAUUCCACUGAUGGAUGGCAGGCUCUUUAAUAAAUUGCAUACUGAUAUUAUCUCA